Mus musculus (house mouse) is the source of this 2247-nucleotide messenger RNA. It is a transcript of the gene Spopfm2, whose product is annotated as speckle-type BTB/POZ protein family member 2. Gene Ontology annotation, cellular component: nucleus. Bases 157 to 1230 code for a protein of 357 amino acids. The record is from RefSeq and is marked validated. The transcript has 2 exons. Lineage: Eukaryota; Metazoa; Chordata; Mammalia; Rodentia; Muridae.
CUCUUGGCCUGCUUGCUCUCACCACACUAGCCAGCUCAUUUCUUCAGUGACAUUAGAAACUACUUCUUCAGGAUUCUGGUACAUAUUGAAGAACACCUGAGACUUCAAACUUUGUGGACUAAAUCAACUUAAAUCUCGAAACUACCUCCAGCAGAAAUGUCAGGAGACAUGGAAGCCACAGGGUGGGGAUACACACAUAUCAGCGUUUACAACUUCUGCUACAAGUGGACCAUUAGCAACUUUUCAUUUUUCAUGGAUGGAACUAGGGAAAAGAUUACAAGCCCAAAAUUCUCACUGGAGGCCAGUGACAAAGUGGAAUGGUGUUUGAGGGUACACCCAAACGGAAGUGAUGAAGAAAGCAAAGAUUACCUGUCAGUUUACCUGGGGUUACUCCACUGUCAAAAGAGCCCAGUUUGGGCAAAGUAUGAGUUCUGGAUCAUAAAUUCCCAAGGAGAGAAAUAUCAAAGUAUGGAGAGGACAAAUGUCGUUAGCUUUCAAAAAAACCAAUACAGGGGAUUCAAAAAGUUUAUCCUACGAGAUUUCCUCCUCUCCAAUCCACCUUGGCUCCUCCCUGAAGACCAGCUUACCCUCUGCUGCCAAGUGAGCAUAGUGGGAACCUUCUUUAACACACCUGAACAGAACAUAACACCUGCAAUCAAGGAUCCAAGACACAUGAUUGCAGAUGACCUAGGGGAGCUGUGGGAGAAUUCCCUGUGCACAGACUGCUGCCUGUUUGUAGCUGGCCAAGAAUUCAGGGCUCACAAGGCCAUCCUAGCAGCUCGCUCUCCAGUUUUCAGAGCCAUGUUUGAACAUGAAAUGGUGGAGAGACUAACAAACCGUGUUGAUAUCAAUGACCUGGAUCCCAAAGUCUUCAAGGAGAUGAUGGGCUUCAUCUACACUGGGAAGGCGCCACACCUCCACAUUCACUCCAUGGCCUGUGAUCUGCUGGCAGCUGCUGACAGGUAUGGCAUGGAGGGCUUGAUGGUCCUAUGUGAGGAUGCCCUCUCAAGGAACCUCUCUGUAGAGAAUGCUGCACACACUCUCAUCCUGGCUGACCUCCACAGCACACAGCAGCUGAAGACUCAGGCCCUGGAUUUCAUUGCACUUCAUGCUUCUAAGGUCUGUGAGACCUCAGAGUGGAAGUCAAUGGUGGAGUCAAAUCCCCACUUGGUAGCUGAAGCAUUCCACUUCCUGGCUUCUGCACGGCGUUUUCUUGGAGUCCUCACUUAAACACCUAAAAUGAGUUUAGGGGAUGGACAGCUAUGACCAACAUCUGUCUUCCAACAGCUAUAACCAGUGUUGUUACCACUGAUUUCUGGUUAGAGUACAGUAUUGGUGGAACAUUUAUAGUGUGCCUGGGAAAAGGCAGCAUGGUGGUUCAGCAUUUAAAACAGCUGUUAUAUGUUAAAAUGGUGGGUUGGGGAUGGAGUCUGGGCAGUCUACUUGACAUCUACUUUGUUAAGGUUCUAGUAUGAUUUUUGUCUGAUGACUUGGAAAUUGGGAUUUAAUUUAGGUGCUGGCCCUAAGUACAGACAAUCCCGAGUUUCUUCAGAGAAACCUGUCUGCAUUUAGACUAUGUAGAAGAGAUGACUGGAGCCCAGAGCAAAGGAUAGAUCAAGCAUAAAACCUUGUCUGUUGGAACUUGCAGUGUGAUUUAUAAAAAGACAUACCAUAAAUAACCAUAUUAAACCUUAUCAAGACCUGUUUAGCCUUUGAAAUAUAGAUCAGGGUCCAUGUGGACUGAUGUGACAGAAUUUAAACUUCAAAUGCUCUCUAGUUUUGUUGUUGUUUUUGUUUUUUAAGUGGCUUUGGAAAAAUUAUACUAUAGUAGGUGUGGUAUUUCAUGCUCCUAACCCCAGCACUGAGGUAGCUACAACAAAAAGAUUAGUAGACCCCAUCCUGGGCUAACAGAGAAGAAAUUUACAUUAUGCGUUAUUAUGUCUGUUUAUGUGCCUUAUAUUAUUAUGAAAUUUAAAAAUUGAGUGCUGAGAAAGACUGAUGAAUUUUUCAUUUAAAUAUAUAAAAUUGUCACAGCAAGUUCCCCCUUCCCCUGAACCUUGUGACUUUCAAAAUUAUUUUUAUGAACAGCUGAGAGUGAAGAGUCCUCUCAGGACAGGAAAUGAACAUGUAUUGAGCCAGUGCAGGGCUGAGGAAAUGCAUGCUAUAUCCUUCAAAACAACUAUCUUGUAGGCCAUUCAACUAAUACAUUAUUAAUGUUGAAAAAAAUAAAUGACAGAAAUCCAAAAG